This is a messenger RNA of Mirounga angustirostris (Northern elephant seal), 7864 nucleotides long. It is a transcript of the gene SSC5D, whose product is annotated as scavenger receptor cysteine rich family member with 5 domains. Gene Ontology annotation, cellular component: plasma membrane. Gene Ontology annotation, biological process: zymogen activation. Bases 1390 to 5997 code for a protein of 1535 amino acids. The transcript has 13 exons. The record is from RefSeq and is a predicted model, not a curated record. Lineage: Eukaryota; Metazoa; Chordata; Mammalia; Carnivora; Phocidae. Gene Ontology annotation, molecular function: serine-type endopeptidase activity.
AGGGGAGGCAGUGAGCUCACGGCAGCCCCGCUCCCUGCCAGCCCUCUGACUCACGCUCCCCAUUGCCGAAUUUUUUCCGCCUCACAGCUGCCUGGUGCAGAGUGGGGGGCGGGGGGAAUGAGUGUGUGUGUGUGUGUGUGUGUGUGUGUGUGGAGUCCCCCACCCUCACCCAGGACUCAGCGCUUAGUCCGCCUGGCCCCCCCACUCCCGUUUCCCUGGGGUUCACCCAGUGCUCCCUCAGCUGGGGGGCCUGAAGGGUUUGCGUUCAGCCCCACCAGGGCCAACCGAGAGGGCUUCCUCCCGUUCCUUUCCCAAUCAGGAAGUCCUUCCUGGUGUCUGGCUGUAAGCUGUCUUGCUGCUGGUUUGAAUGUACGCUCCCUCCGCUCCGUCCUGGUCUCACCAUGUCCCCUGGCUGGACAGAGGAGGCAGAGGGUGGCUGCCUGUGCGUGCCUCUGUCCAGUCCCUUUCCUGCAGCCGCCCGCCCUCCCCUCAGCAUCUCUAAGCACCGCAGGGCGCCUGGCCUGGCGGCUCCCGGCUCCCCGUGGGAGUUUGCAGUUGGACACCCUCCCUCCCCGCCUCCACCCCCCUCCUCCUCAGAACUCAGCUGCUGGCCAGCCCCCUCCCUGCCCCCGCUCCUGUCCCCUGCUGCCUCCUCGGCAGGCAGCCUCUCUUCCUUCUGGCAAGGCGUCCAGCCACGGCCUGCUGCUUCUUCCCGGCCUGCUGCUUCUUCCCGGUCCAGGGCGCCUCUGGCAGGCGCUUCCCUCCCUCCCUCCCUCUCUCCUUCCCUCCCUCCGGUGGCCGCAGCCUCCUCCCCUCUCCUGCUCCGCGUCCCCUUUCACCCCGUCCCUGCCCUGGAGUCUGCAAACAUGAGGGUCUGGGCCUGCCUUAUCGGUGAGUGACCCCCUCUCCUUGGGGACCCAGGGACCUCUGACCCCUGAGCUCAUACCCUUAAGCGACUCCAACUUCCGGGGCCUUGUCCCUGGUGCUUGUGAUAAGGGACAUCUGGUUCUCCUUGCCUGAUCCCCCAAGGGACCCAGCCUCUGCACACCCAGUCCCACCCUCUGAGGACCCCAGGGACUACCCGCCCCCACCACCGGCCCUGACCCCGGGGGGGGGGGGUCACUCACCAUUUGACAUUAACCAGGCCCUUGGGGGAGCACAAAGGGCCUGGCUCCCAGCCCUGACCCCAGGCAUGUGGGACCCCGCCCGUCUCAGAGACCUGAGUCUUGCCCAGUCCAAUGCCCAGAGUCCUGCUUCCCAGCAGUGGGGUUUCUGGUUCAGAGAUGUGCAGAUUCUGUGUGUGUGUGUAUUUAAGACAAGGAGAAAGCACCCCCUUGGGGCCUGCCCUCACUCUACCCUACCCCUCCAACCUCCCUUCCAGUGGCUCUGAUGGGGAUCCAGGCUGUUGAGCGGCUGCGUCUGGCUGACGGCCCCCACGGGUGUGCUGGCCGCCUGGAGGUGUGGCACGGCGGCCGCUGGGGGACGGUGUGUGACGACGGAUGGGACCUGCGGGACGCAGCUGUAGCCUGCCGCGAGCUGGGCUGUGGGGGUGCGCUGGCCGCCCCCGGAGGCGCCUUCUUCGGGGAGGGCGCGGGGCCCGUGUGGCUGAGUGAGCUGGCCUGCCGGGGCAGUGAGGGACAGCUGGGGCUCUGCUCCCACCGCGGCUGGAAGGCCCACAUUUGCUCCCACGAGGAGGACGCGGGCGUCGUCUGUGCAGGUCAGCGUGUGGCCAACUCCAGGGACAGGGACGAUCCACCUUCGAUCCUGGAGGGGGACCCCUGGCCGGGGCUGUCUGGGGAGCUGAGCCCGGGCUCUGAGGAGCCUCCUGUGACCCACGCCCCCCGCCCAGCUGGGACCCCACAGAACAACUCCAGGAAGAAGAGCCUGCGGCCGCUCAAGCAACCCAAAUCCACCAGGGCCCCUGUGCUGACGGCUGGAGCCCCCCGACAGGAGCGGCUGCGCCUUGUCUCGGGCCCCCACGGGUGCGCCGGCCGCCUGGAGGUGUGGCACGGCGGCCGCUGGGGGACGGUGUGUGACGACGGAUGGGACCUGCGGGACGCGGCCGUGGCCUGCCGCGAGCUGGGCUGCGGGGGCGCGCUGGCCGCCCCCGGAGGCGCCAGAUUUGGCCCGGGCUCAGGGCCCGUGUGGAUGGAUGACGUGGGCUGUGGAGGCGGAGAGCAGGCUCUGCGGGACUGUCCCCGGAGCCCCUGGGGUCGGAGCAACUGUGACCACAACGAGGAUGCAGGGCUGGUCUGCACCGGCCCGGCCCCCCGGCUGCGUCUGGCUGACGGCCCCCACGGGUGCGCCGGCCGCCUGGAGGUGUGGCACGGCGGGCGCUGGGGGACCGUGUGUGAUGAUGCCUGGGACCUGCGGGACGCCGCCGUGGCCUGCCGCGAGCUGGGCUGUGGGGGUGCGCUGGCCGCCCCCGGAGGCGCCUUCUUUGGGGAGGGCGCUGGACCCAUCUUCCUGGACGACCUUCGGUGUCGGGGUAACGAGACAGCCCUGCGAUUCUGCCCAGCACGGCCCUGGGGCCAGCAUGACUGUCACCACAGGGAGGACGCUGGGGCUGUGUGUGAUGGUAUGCCUCUUGGAUAUGUCCCUCCCACGGCCCCGGCAGUGGACAGCAACGGCUCUUUGCCCAGGGAGGCAGCGUCCAGGCCUCUGGCCCCCACAGUGAGCCAGGCCCCAGGGACAGCAGGUGUCUCACCUCCUCCUGUCUCCCUCACUGUCCCUCGGGAGCCUGGACCAGAAGCUGGGUCCCCCCAGCUGCGCCUGGUGGCAGGGCCCAGCAGGUGUUCAGGUCGGCUGGAGGUGUGGCACAAUGGGCGCUGGGGGACGGUGUGUGAUGACAGCUGGGACCUGCGGGACUCAGCUGUGGUCUGCCGGGAGCUGGGCUGCGGCAGAGCUCGGCAGCAGGACCCUGCGGCUGGCCGCUUUGGCUGGGGGGCUGGCCCCAUCUGGCUGGACGAUGUGGGGUGCUUGGGGACCGAGGCCUCACUCUCAGACUGCCCCGCUGCGCCCUGGGGGAAGCACAACUGUGCUCACAAUGAAGACGUUGGAGUCACCUGCACUGACACCCCUGGCCUGGACUCCAUCGCAGACCCCUUCAGUUGGAGCUGGAUCCCUGGCCUGGGUAGAGAUCCGGAUGCCUGGCUCCCUGGAGAACUGGCCACCAAGCCCCCCGCAAAGCUGACCCCCAGUGUUCCCGAGAAAACCACCACCAAGGCCCCAGGGAAAAUGCCCAAGAGUACUAAGAAGUGGGUGACCAAAAAUGCAAGGAGACCGACCACUCAGCCCCCUGCGAUGCCAACCACUAAACACUCCAGGGUCCUGGGCACCCAGAGGCCCCCUGACCUGACCUCACGUACCACUACAACCCUGACCACUGAAGCCUCCCAAAGAACAGUUUCUGAGUCUACUACCAAGUUGACCACUGAGGUUCCCCACAGGAUGACCUCACAUACUACUGCAACACGGACUCCCCGGGCCCCCCGAGAACGGACCGCUAAGACCGUGGCAACAUCAACCACUCAAGGCCCCCGAGAAAUGACCUCUGAGGCCACGGUGCAGCGAAUCCCUCUGGCCUCCACGGAGCCAUCCGCUGACACCCCAGCACAAGGUUCUCCAGAGUCUUCCAAAGACCCAGCCCCCUCCCCCACUGGGAGCACCGCUGGGGGAUCAGCAGGCCCGUUCCGGGUGCGUCUGGCCGAUGGGCCCAACCGGUGUGCUGGCCGGCUGGAGGUGUGGCAUGCUGGGCGCUGGGGGACAGUAUGCGAUGACAGCUGGGACCUGCGGGACAGUACCGUGGCCUGCUGGGAGCUGGGCUGUGGAAGGGUCCGGGCCCGAGUGGGCAAAACCCACUACGGCCCCGGGACCGGUCCCAUCUGGCUGGAUGACGUGGGCUGCAAGGGAAUGGAGGCCUCGCUGAGUGACUGCCCUGCUAGGGCAUGGGGCCAGCACAACUGUGACCACGAGGAAGACGUGGGCCUCACCUGCACUGGCUACGCGGAUGAGGAUGAUUAUCCUCCCUGGACCUGGGAUCCCACCUCGGGAGAGGACCUGGCCAAGGCGACCACCGCUGCAGGGGUACCUGGACACAGGCUCUCCUGGGGCACCACCAAGAGCCCAGGGGCCCCCUCCCCGGCGACAAGGCGUCUUCCGGACACAGGUGAUGAGGAUAGUUAUGAGCCUUCCCGGACGUGGGAUACACCUUCAGGAGGGGCUCUGCCCAAGGGGACACCCACCGCAGGCAGACCUGGAUCCAUUCUUACCACCACUAUCACCCGGAGCCCAGGCCAUUCCUCUCCAGCUCCAAGGAUCCAUGGGGUCACAGGUUCCCUGAGGAAACCGUGGCCCGAGCGUCGGCUGCAGCGUCCCACGGCGGCCAGGACGGCGCCCCCUGCCCCUUCCCCAGUUCCCUCGGCCUCACCAGAGCCCCCUGGCCCACCGGUGACCCCCGACUCCGCGCCACGGCUUAUUCCCGAGACAGCUUCAGCGCGGGAGGUGACCUCUGACCCUCCUGGCACUUUGCCACCCAGCCCAGACCUGGCCUCCCGGAUGAGCUCUGACCUCACCUUGACAACCCCUGGCCUCAGUCUGGCCACCUCUGAGGCCGCUGUGAUUCCAGCGCUGACACCUGAUCUCUCACCCACCCUACCACCCACCUUGCCCAGAGAGCUGACCUCUGACCCCUCUGCACCAGCCGCGGUGACCCACCUUUUUUCUACCUCGGAGUUGACUCCAGAAUCCGACACAACCCCAGACUUGGACACAGCUCCAUACGCCAACACAGUUCCAGAUCAUUCCAGAUCCCCAGACCCUCCCACAAGCCCCCACCCCACUAGCACCCCUCACUCCACCUUGACCUCUCACCCCUCCAUGACCUCUCAACCCAUGACCACCCCUCACUCCACCACGACCCCACAACUCACCACGACCCCCCAACCCCCCACACCCCCCCAACCCCCCACACCCCCUCAACCCACCACAACCCCACAACCCCCCACACCCCCUCAACCCACCACAACCCCACAACCCCCCACACCCCCUCAACCCACCACAUCCCCUCCUCCUACCACAGCCCUUUACCUCACCACAACCCCUCACCCCACCAUGACCCCUCGGUCCACCACACCCCCUCAGUCCACCGCCGCUCAACCCACCACAACCCCUCACCCUAUCACAACCCCUUACCCUGCCACGACCCCUCACCCCACCGUGACCCUUCAUUCUACCACCUCUACUCGCCCCGCCAUGACGGCCGACCCUACCUCAACCCCUGUGAUCACUAUCAAGUCCAUUCCAACUUCCUUGGGAACAGAACUCUUCUCUCCCGCUCCAGCACCAACAGUCAAGCCCAGCCUACAGCCCUGGUCGACCUCCACGGGCUCCUCCCGUCUCCCUACAUCCCAGAUGUUGAGCCUAGCGCCUUUUCCAGCCUCAGAGCCCAGCCACUCCAGGCCUUCUCCAGCCCCAAGCAUGGACACACUGUCCACUCAGGGCUUUGAGCCACCAAGAAGCCAGAGCCCCAAACCAAGCCUACCACCCACCCAGACCCCACACUCAGGCCCUGACCCUACUGUGACCUCUGACCUCCACCUGUCUUCCAUGGCCCACCCCUUGGCCCAACCUCUCCCCGACCAUCUCACCCCAAAGCCAACUCCUUGUCAGAGCCCAGACCCCCUUGGCCCAUGUGUGGCGCUGCCACCACCUGUAAGGGUCAUGGCUUGUGAGCCACCUGCCCUGGUGGAGCUGGUGGCUGCUGUGAGGGACGUGGGUGGCCAGCUGCAGAGGCUGAGCCUGGUCCUGGAACAGGAACUGCAGCAACGCCAAGCCCUGGGCCUGGGGCUGACCCAGCUGGUGGAGGCCACCCGGAACCUCGGGCAGCUGGGUGAGGUGGUAAAAAGACUUGCUGAGGGGGCCUGGCCCCCCAGCACAUCUGCACCAACCACCACCACCCCCGAGGAGGAAGAAAGGCCUCGGAGGGGGGACGUGUGACCCUGUAUGGGAUUUGAGGGGCUAAGACACACCCACACAAAAAAUGAAAACCAAAGUACCUAAUUAAAAACAAAAUAUCAGCGACAUCUGUGGGGACCUAGGGGGAACUCCAGAGAGAUGGAAUCACAAGAUUGGUCUUGAUCCGUCAAUCCCACAGGCAGCAGGCACGGCAAUGGUGUUUCUGGUGAUGGCGUUGGUGAUAAUGGGCGAUGAGCAUGAUGGUCGUUGUGACCGUGGCAGACGUAUGGUGGUGAGCUUUACAACGGCAGUGAUGGUGGUGACGGUCAUGGCGACAACGAUGAUGGUGAUGGAAGUGAGGUUGGCCGUGACCAUGGCGGUGAUGAUGAUGAAGGUGGGCAUGGGCAUGAGUGUGACGACUUAGUGAUGAAGAUCAUGAUGGAGAUGGGGGUGCUGAAGAUGCCACCAUGGCACUGACGAAGCCCCGUGGUGGGAGGAAUCUCUGUCUUGUUCGCAGACGUAUGCCCAGCUCUCCGAACAGAGCCUGACGCAGAGUGCACAGUCCUUAAAUACCUCUUGAAUGAAUGAGUGCAUGAUAAUAAUAAUAAUGACUAAUAUUUGUUGGGUACUUCUUUUGGGUCAGGCUCUGUUUUAAGGGCUUCGAGUGCAUAAGGUCACUUUAUCUUCAUGAACACCUGCUGGGGAGGGUACUGUUACCACAGCUCAGCAGAGAGGAGUGAGCUUUGGAGCCUGAACGCCUGAGUUUGCUUGUGGCCGUGAACCUGAGCCAGUUACCUAACUUCUUGGUCUGAGUUUUCCCGACCAUGAAAGGGGGAUAAUAAGUACAUACCUCAUGGGUUGCUGUGCCGAUUAACUGAUAAAUUAAUGCAUAUGUAGGCGCGCUUAGCACAGGGCCUGGCUCUCGAUAAGUGCUCGUUCUGUGCCAGUUGUUAUUGUAUUUAUCCCCAUUUUACAGGGCACUGAGGCCCCAGGUCACUCAGGGAAGAUCUAGUGGAGCCAUGAUUGGUGCCCAGGCCUGUCUGACCCAGGGUCCUUGCUCAUAAGUCAGACUAUCCUGGACUCGAGACCAUGUCCAGGCGGUGGGACUCUGGGGUUUUGUUUCCUUUCUCUGAACCUUCUCAUCGGGUACACGGGGAGAGAAAUAGCACCUGCCUCUGGGGAGGUGGUGGUGGUCAUGAGGAUUAGAUGAGGUAGUGUGGGCGAGGACAGAGCUCGGCAUAUCAUGUGCUCAGUUAACAAGAAGGAUCGUGAUCCCUUCCUGACUGCGCUUCUCUGCGCGUGACCCAGUGUGGCCUCUUAACACACUACAUCCCAUCCUCACCACAGCCCUUUAAGGGAGGAACUUGAUCCCCAUUUCAGAAAGGACACUGAAGCUCAGAGAGGGCAAGCGCCUUGCCUCAGGCCACACAGCAGAGUGGGAACUCAAACGAGAUGCAAAUUCCCCUGCUUUGACCUUGGCCUGGGCUUCCAGGUUAGGACUCCCAUGACGGGCCCCUCUCUGAGUGACCUUGGGUGGGCCCUUCCCCUCUCCUGUAAACUUGUAAACUGGGGGCUGUCUUGAAAGACUGAAAGAAGUUCCGAUUCUGGUUUCUGUAGCCUCAGACAGGAGGAGACCGUUCCCUCCUCCUCCUCUCCCCCGUCUGGAGCCUGGCUCAGAGGUCCUGGAAGGUCAUGGAGCUGGCGCCCCCACAGUCCUGCAAAGGCCAGCAGGGUCCAGUUACUCGUUGGGGGUGGGGAGGGAUAAUGCCCGGGGGUCCUGAUAGAUAGACUGACUGCCCCCGCCAACAGGCAGAGGAACACACAGAGAAUUCUGUUCCCCGGGUUUCAUUAAGCCCCAGACUUAAAUAACUGCUGACUGGAAAACGGGGAGGGCCGAGGGGGCCCUGCC